Messenger RNA from Ostrinia nubilalis (European corn borer), 2356 nucleotides. RefSeq names its product DDB1- and CUL4-associated factor 5. The record is from RefSeq and is a predicted model, not a curated record. Gene Ontology annotation, cellular component: cytoplasm; Cul4-RING E3 ubiquitin ligase complex. Bases 86 to 1621 code for a protein of 511 amino acids. Gene Ontology annotation, molecular function: protein binding. Lineage: Eukaryota; Metazoa; Arthropoda; Insecta; Lepidoptera; Crambidae. The transcript has 10 exons.
AAAAUACAGCUGACUGAACGACGACGAACGAAAGUUUUGUUUCAGUCGUGUCAGUGAGAAAGAAAAUGGUAAUUUUGUUCUAAAUAUGGCGAAUAUCGCUAGCCCUUUACCAUAUCUUAUCAAAAGAGAGUAUGGCUUUUUACCAGACUUUAAGUCGCAUUUAUAUAAAAAGCGUCUCGAUGCCGCUAAAAACCUGUAUCGCCGGGACUUGGUGUGUCAUUUUGGAUGUGUAAAUGCUAUUGAGUUUUCGAGCAAUGGCGAAUUACUCGUAUCAGGUGGAGAUGACCGCAGGGUGAUGCUAUGGAAGUUUGGUCAAGCCCUACUUGACCAUGGCAAGCCUGAGGCAAUGAAAGCUGGCCACCAGUCCAAUAUAUUCUGCCUUGACAUCACCAGUGACAACCAGAAGAUUUAUUCAGGGGGCAAUGAUGAUGUUGUAAUAGUCCACGAUUUAGAAAGCAAGUGUCCGUUGGAGGUGCUACAGCAUCAACGAGCAGUGUGCAGCCUCAGCAUUUCACCAUCCGAUGACCGAGUUGUUGCCACAGCUGGCAACGAUGGAAGAUUGUUAAUUUUCGACACUCGAAUAUCUUUAUAUCAGUCACUAGUGCUGUCGCGCAGCAGGAAACCAUUCCACGGCGUGAUGUUCCACCCACAGCAGAUGGGCGUACUGGUGUCGGCCAACGCUCGCGACGGCGUGGCUCUUUGGGACCUGCGCCGGCCUCAGCACCCCGUCGUCCGAUACGCAGGCCGCCGCGGCACUUGCCAGAACAGUAUGAGCGUGCGUUUUAAUUCUGCGGGCACCCACGUACUAGCACUCAGAAGGCGCCUACCACCUGUCCUAUACGCAGUACAUUCCCCGGAGCCGGUGGCAGAGUUCUACCACCAGGACUACUACAAUUCUUGUACUAUGAAGAGCUGCUGCUUCGCGGGGGAAGGAGACCAGUAUGUGAUGUCUGGGUCCGAUGAUUUUAACCUGUAUAUGUGGAAGAUACCUGAUGGUGGAGGGGAGGAAAUGACGGUGCAGCAACCGCACGUAGUGCUAUACGGCCACCGGUCCAUCGUCAACCAGGUGCGGUACAACCAGCAGUACUGCCUCAUCGCUUCGUCUGGGGUCGAGAAAAUUAUUAAGGUGUGGUCUGCGCUCGAGUAUCCUAAGAUGCGCGGCUCGCUCUUGGAAGAGGCGCAGGGCUCCGAUAACCCGCGAGAGAUCUACAGCCACGAGGACUACGUCUCGCUAGUGCACCACAGCGGACAGUACAUAUCGCACAAUUACGCGGAGCAGUCCACGAGCGAGGAUCCUCGCAUGAUGGCGUAUUUCGACUCGCUCGUACAACGCGAGCUGGAAUGCCUGGCCGAAGAAACUGAUUCCCUGGACGCUUCCAGCUCGGCUGGCACGCUGCAUGACAACGGCUCCGACUCGUCCGAUAGCGAGCAAAUUGUGGUUGACUUCCUGCCAUUGCCGCCCAAGAGAGUGAAUCCAAAUGGAAACCGCAGUCAAAGAUGUCCGAAUCGUUUGGCGCGGCUGGUUGCGCCCCGGUAUUCCAAAAACUCGCGGAUGCAAAAACGGGGAUCUGCAAGUUCACUCGUAGUCGAUUGCGAAGGCAAAAUGGCGCAAUAUACUUGAGCACGUGUUGGGAUUGGGAGGUGAACUGCAAAAAUUCGUUGUCGUACCUCGUAUCAUAAGGACGUAGUUCCUUACUCCGAGAAUAAGACAAUAUUGUAGAUAUAGGUAUAUGCAUGUUUUUUUAUUUGAUGUUUUUAACAAGCACUUGUACUUAACAAUCCAUUUGGUAUUUAUACAGUUUCUUAGAGAAUCACAUAAAGGUUCCAAGUUUUUUUACACUUUAAUGAAGCUCAUGAGUAGCAGUUUCUAGGAAAAUUCAACUACAUUUAUCAUUGUUUUCCAAAACUCAUCAUUUAAGUAAUAAAUUUCUUAAAUUUUCCCAAAACCUAUUCCAAGGGAUCAUUCAAAUCCCCUGACGCCAUAUAGACACCCCGCAGACUACAGCCUUUUUGUCGGCGGAGCUAGCUAAUAACUUGACUUACUUAAGGUCUUAUGUCCCCUAGAUGGGGCAGAGGGCGUCCACAACAGUCCUCCAUCGCGUUCGGUCUUGAGCUUCGCGUUUGAUCUCGCUCCAAGUCUUGCCGAUCUUCUUCGCUUCGUCUGCUACAGUGCGCCGCCAAGUAUGCUUGGGACGACCACGUUAGCGUUUUCCUUGGGGGUUCUGUCUAAUAAAAUCAGUACGAAACAUCAAUCAGUGAAUAUGUCAAUCAGUUAGCAUGUUUGAAAGGUUCGGUCGAUUAAAAAUCUGUAGUCUGCGGGGUGUUAUAGAAAGAAAGGAAAAAUGAGGAAAAUCUC